AAAUAUGCCAUAGGUAAUCGCUGAGCGCUCUCAUCUCCAGACAUCUUACGGAAAACGAAACUCACCACAAACGAGCUGCCAAAAUGAAUGAGUCAGACAAAUUAAAACUCUACGCCGCAUUGCACUGUCAGUUUACCUUUAUUUUUUGACGCGCAGUAACGUGAGAAAGUCGCAAAUCGAGUUUACUAAAGCGAAUUAGUAUACUGAAACGAGUGCAAAAGUUCAGAAAAGUAAAACGGCAGUUCAAAGUACAAGCCAAAGAAAAAAUAUUGGUUUUCAUUGAGAAAACAGCUCAAAAGUGUUAGUUAGUUCCUUCAGCUAGUGAGUGCAUAUACUUAGGUACAUAAAUUCUUAGAUAAUGUCACAUCCACAAGCGCCGCCUCCGCCAUACUCACAGGCCGUGCCGGGCUACUACCCACAGCAGGGUGCUGCGGCUCCAGCAACCACAGUGGUCAUACACACUGCAGCGCCAUCAUUUGCGCCCAUCUCAAAUGAGCCGGCUACAAUAACUUGUCCCUCCUGUCAUGCUGUGGUGCGCACCACCGUCAUCCGACAGCCCAGCAACACCACACAUCUUUGGGCGCUGAUACUCUGUCUUUUCGUUUGCUGGCCUUGCGUGUGCGCACCCUACUGUAUGAAGUCCUGUCAGAGUGCCAAUCACUAUUGUCCCAAUUGCGACGCAUACAUUGGAUCAUACCAAAAUUAACUGUAAUAAACAAAACGAAAACUAACAAGCUAAAGCAUUAGCUAGCAGAAAAUGAAGCAAUAUAUUUCCAAAAAUAAGCACCAAAAUGUCGAAGUGACAAAGAACGGUUCGAAAUUGAAUGCUUUUUCAA
Molecule: messenger RNA, 836 nt
Organism: Bactrocera dorsalis (oriental fruit fly)
Lineage: Eukaryota; Metazoa; Arthropoda; Insecta; Diptera; Tephritidae
Product: lipopolysaccharide-induced tumor necrosis factor-alpha factor homolog
Exons: 3
Coding region: 359-706 (115 amino acids)
Molecular function (GO): zinc ion binding
Source: RefSeq, a predicted model, not a curated record